This is a messenger RNA of Eimeria necatrix, 1227 nucleotides long. RefSeq lists its product as hypothetical. Bases 1 to 1227 code for a protein of 408 amino acids. The record is from RefSeq and is a predicted model, not a curated record. Gene Ontology annotation, biological process: nucleotide-excision repair. Gene Ontology annotation, cellular component: transcription factor TFIIH holo complex; transcription factor TFIIH core complex. Gene Ontology annotation, molecular function: double-stranded DNA binding; ATPase activator activity. NCBI's taxonomy places the organism in Eukaryota, Apicomplexa, Conoidasida, Eucoccidiorida, Eimeriidae. The transcript is spliced from 4 exons.
AUGGAGCGGGGGCCUCCCCAGGGGCCCCAGGGGGGCCCCCAGGGGCCCCAGGGGCCCCCGGGGGCCCCCCAGGGCCCCCCGGGGGCCCCUCUUGCUGCUGCUGGGGAGCGGCAAAACAGCCUGCGGCUUUCUCCGUUGGAGUACAGCGGGAACGAGCUGUUUCGCUACAUUUUGCUGCUGCCGUCUCCAGUUCCUGCUGCAGUGCUGGCUUCUCCGCUGGGCUGCUGCUGCUGCUUGCGGGCCUUGUGUCCCUUCGACUUGCAUGUGCUGCUGCGGCUGCUGCCGCUGCAGCAAACUGUCUCCGAAAGGGCCAUGCGGCUGUGGGUCUCCUCCAGCAGCAUGGGCGAGCUGCGGCGUUCGCUGCAGCGCCUCGCAGCAGCAAGUUUCAUCCGCGCCAUCGAGCCCCCCGCUGCUGCUGCUGCUGCUGCUGCUGCUGGAGGGGCCCCCAAGGGCCCCCCUGCCCUUCAUAGGCCUCCCCCCCAGGGCCAGCUUCCCCCCCCGCGAGUGCUUCACCGCAAGCGGCUGCUGUGCGAAGAGAGGCCUUCGGCUGCGCCGGUGCAGCAGCCGCCGCAGCCCUUGUUCGCGGGCUCCCCUGCUGCUGCUGCUGCUGCUGCUGCUGCUAGCAGCAGCAGCAGCAGCAGCAGCACGGACUACGUGAUGGCGAAGGAGGCCUUCUCGUGGCUGCUGAAGGACUUGAAGGCCCAACUCUGUUCUUUGCUGCGGGAGUUUUUGCUGCUGGUGGACGGGGGCUUUCUUACAAAUGUGGCUCACGAAGCAGCAGUCCGCAGCAGCAGCAGCAGCAGCAGCAGCAGGGGCAAGGGGGCGAAGCGCGGCGGCAGCAGCAGCAGCCGCAGCAGCAGCAGCAGCAGCAGCAGCAGCGACAGGGCCCGCCCAGACGGGGGCGACCCAGGCGAGGGGCCCGCAGUGGCCUCCGCCGACCUCAUGGAAGAGACUUUGCUGCUGCUGGUGGCAAUUGCUGAGUCCACAAUAGGCCAGCCUUUCUCUCUGGCCCACAUGACGGCCCCACAGCUGCGGCUGCUGCACUUUUGUGAGGACUUGGGGAUUGUUUGGAUCUCCCCCGAGGGCGGUGGGGGCCCCCUGGGGGCAGGGGGGCCCCCCGGGGGCCCCCUGGCAGGGGGGCCCCCUGGGGGCCCCAGCAAGAAGGGCGAGGGCCGGGGGCCAGCCGGGGCCCCCGCUUUGCUUUUGCUGCUGCGCAUGCGCUGCUGA